AUGGAUUUCCGCGCCAACCUGCAGCGGCAAGUGAAGCCAAAGACUGUGUCAGAGGAAGAGAGGAAGGUGCAUAGCCCCCAGCAGGUGGACUUCCGCUCAGUCCUGGCCAAGAAGGGGACAUCCAAGACCCCAGUGCCUGAGAAGGUGCCACCUCCAAAAUCUACCACCCCAGAUUUCCGUUCAGUACUGGGCAGCAAGAAGAAGUUACCAGCAGAGAAUGGUAAUACCAGUGCUGAAACCUUGAAUGCCAAAGGAGUGGAGAGCCCCAAGGCAGUGAGCAAUGCACAGCCUUCAGAGUCCCUGAAACCCAUGGGUAACACCAAGCCAGCCGAGACCCUGAAACCUGUGGGCAAUGCCAAGCCAGCAGAGACCCUGAAACCUGUGGGCAAUGUCAAACCAGCAGAGACCCUGAAACCUGUGGGCAAUGUCAAACCCGCAGAGACCCUGAAGCCUAUGGCCAAUGCCAAGCCAGGUGAGACCCUGAAGCCUGUGGCCAAUGCCAAGCCAGGUGAGACCCUGAAGCCUGUGGCCAAUGCCAAACCAGCCGAGACCCUGAAACCUGUGGGCAACCUCAAGCCAGCUGAGAUCCUGAAACCUGUGGGCAACGCCAAGCCAUCAGAGACCCUGAAACCUGUGGGCAACCUCAAGCCAGCCGAGACUCUGAAACCUGUCGGCAACGCCAAACCAGCUGAGACCCUGAAACCUGUAAGCAAUGCCAAGCCAGCCGAGACCCUAAAACCCAUAGGCAAUGCCAAGCCUGCUGAGACCCUGAAACCUAUGGGCAAUGCCAAGCCUGUUGAGACCCUGAAACCUCUAGGCAAUGCCAAGCCAGCUGAGACCCCAAUACCAGCUGGGAAAGGAGAAUGCAAGGAGGAGGUUAAAAAUGAUGUGAACUGCAAGAAGGGGCAUGCAGGAGUCCCAGAUAAUGAAAAAAGAUCAGAAAGCCAAGGGACACCUCCAACCUUCAAGGAGAAGCUACAAGAUGUCCAUGUGGCAGAGGGCAAGAAGCUGCUACUCCAGUGUCAGGUGUCCUCUGACCCACCAGCCACCAUCACCUGGACACUGAAUGGAAAGACUCUCAAGACCACCAAGUUCAUCAUCCUCUCCCAAGAAGGCUCAUUAUGUUCUGUCUCCAUCGAGAAGGCUCUGCCUGAGGAUAGAGGCUUGUACAAGUGUGUGGCCAAGAACAGUGCCGGCCAGGCUGAGUGCUCCUGCCAAGUCACCGUGGACGAUGCUCCUGCCAGUGAGAAUGCCAAGGCCCCGGAGAUGAAAUCCCGUAGAUCCAAGGGCUCUCUUCCCAUCGUGCUAGGAACAGAGAGUGAUGCAACUGUGAAGAAGAAACCAGCCCCCAAGACACCUCCGAAGGCAGCUAUGCCCCCUCAGAUCAUCCAGUUCCCAGAAGACCAAAAGGUGCGUGCUGGAGAGUCCGUGGAGCUCUUUGGCAAAGUGGCAGGCACUCAGCCCAUCACCUGUACCUGGAUGAAGUUCCGAAAGAAGAUCCAGGAGAGUGAGCACAUCAAGGUGGAGAACAGCGAGAAUGGCAGCAAGCUCACCAUCCUGGCUGCACAUCAGGAGCACUGCGGCUGCUACACACUGCUGGUGGAGAACAAGCUGGGCUGCAGGCAGGCCCAGGUCAACCUCACGGUGGUGGAUAAGCCAGACCCCCCAGCUGGCACACCUUGCGCCUCUGAUAUCCGGAGCUCCUCGCUGACCCUGUCCUGGUACGGCUCCUCAUAUGAUGGGGGAAGUGCCGUACAGUCCUACAGUGUUGAGAUCUGGGACUCGGUGGACAAGAUGUGGAAGGACCUGGCCACAUGCCGCAGCACCUCUUUUAACGUCCAGGACCUGUUGCCUGACCGCGAGUAUAAAUUCCGUGUGCGGGCAAUCAAUGUGUAUGGAACCAGUGAGCCAAGUCAGGAGUCUGAACUCACAACAGUGGGAGAGAAACCCGAAGAGCCAAAGGACGAAGUGGAGGUGUCAGAUGAUGAUGAGAAGGAGCCAGAGGUGGAUUACCGGACAGUGACGGUCAAUACCGAACAAAAAGUGUCUGACUUCUAUGACAUCGAGGAGAGACUAGGAUCUGGGAAAUUUGGGCAGGUGUUUCGACUUGUAGAGAAGAAAACUGGAAAAAUCUGGGCAGGGAAAUUCUUCAAGGCGUAUUCGGCAAAAGAGAAAGAGAAUAUCCGGGAGGAGAUCAGCAUCAUGAACUGCCUACAUCACCCCAAGCUGGUCCAGUGUGUGGAUGCCUUUGAAGAAAAGGCCAACAUCGUCAUGGUCCUGGAGAUCGUGUCGGGGGGUGAGCUGUUUGAGCGCAUCAUCGACGAGGACUUUGAGCUGACGGAGCGCGAGUGCAUCAAGUACAUGAAGCAGAUCUCAGAGGGGGUGGAGUACAUCCACAAGCAGGGCAUCGUCCACCUGGACCUCAAGCCCGAGAACAUCAUGUGUGUCAACAAGACGGGCACUAGGAUCAAGCUCAUUGACUUCGGUCUGGCGAGGAGGCUGGAGAAUGCGGGGUCUCUGAAAGUCCUCUUUGGCACCCCUGAGUUUGUGGCUCCAGAAGUGAUCAACUAUGAGCCCAUUGGCUACGCCACGGACAUGUGGAGCAUCGGGGUCAUCUGCUAUAUCCUGGUCAGUGGACUUUCCCCCUUCAUGGGUGACAAUGAUAAUGAAACCUUAGCCAACGUUACCUCAGCCACCUGGGACUUCGACGAUGAAGCAUUCGAUGAGAUCUCCGAUGAUGCCAAGGAUUUUAUCAGCAAUUUGUUGAAGAAAGAUAUGAAAAGCCGCCUGGACUGUACUCAGUGCCUUCAGCAUCCAUGGCUAAUGAAAGACACCAAGAACAUGGAGGCCAAGAAGCUCUCUAAGGACCGGAUGAAGAAGUACAUGGCAAGAAGGAAAUGGCAGAAAACGGGCAAUGCUGUGAGAGCCAUUGGAAGACUGUCCUCUAUGGCAAUGAUCUCAGGGCUCAGUGGCAGGAAAUCAUCAACAGGAUCACCAACCAGUCCCCUCAAUGCAGAGAAACUAGAAUCUGAAGAAGAUGUAUCCCAAGCUUUCCUUGAGGCUGUUGCUGAGGAAAAGCCCCACGUAAAACCCUAUUUCUCUAAGACCAUCCGUGAUUUAGAAGUUGUGGAGGGAAGUGCUGCUAGAUUUGACUGCAAGAUUGAAGGAUACCCAGACCCUGAGGUCGUCUGGUUCAAAGAUGACCAGUCCAUCAGGGAGUCCCGCCACUUCCAGAUAGACUACGAUGAGGAUGGGAACUGCUCUUUAAUUAUUAGCGAUGUUUGUGGGGAUGACGAUGCCAAGUACACCUGCAAGGCUGUCAACAGUCUUGGAGAAGCCACCUGCACAGCGGAGCUCAUUGUGGAAACCAUGGAGGAAGGAGAAGGGGAAGGGGAAGAGGAAGAGUGAGACGAAGGCAGAAGGAAGCUGUUUCUAAGUCGUAUUAAAAAGACUUUUUCUCUAAAGCUC
Orycteropus afer afer is the source of this 3468-nucleotide messenger RNA. The record is from RefSeq and is a predicted model, not a curated record. NCBI's taxonomy places the organism in Eukaryota, Metazoa, Chordata, Mammalia, Tubulidentata, Orycteropodidae.